Messenger RNA from Zeugodacus cucurbitae (melon fly), 1407 nucleotides. RefSeq names its product DNA polymerase interacting tetratricopeptide repeat-containing, protein of 47 kDa (gene Dpit47). The transcript is spliced from 6 exons. The record is from RefSeq and is a predicted model, not a curated record. The coding region runs from base 118 to 1299 and encodes 393 amino acids. Gene Ontology annotation, molecular function: Hsp90 protein binding. Lineage: Eukaryota; Metazoa; Arthropoda; Insecta; Diptera; Tephritidae.
GCGUUACAGCUGUGCUUAUGAAACACAGCCAGCGAAAUACACAUGUGUGAUUUAUCGUGUUUUGUUUAUAAAAUAAUUUUUGUGCAGCAAGCGUAUUCCUUUUAAAACUGUAUAAAUAUGGCUGAGGAGGUACAAAAGACAUGGACCGAUGAAGAGCGUUUAGCUUUGGCUGCACAACUGGAUGAAGAAUUGGAUGCAUUCAUUGAUAGUUUGGAGAGAAAACGCUAUGAAGAAGGAUGGCCAGAGGAUCGGUGGCAAGAAGAAAUGGACAAGCAUCCGUUCUUUAUGAAGAAAGCACCGCAACCGGGUGACGAUGUGCAUCCCAUGUUCGAGGGUCUGCAAAAGUUAAAAUACGAUCCAGAGGAGAACACAGCAGAGGAACUUGCACUCAAUUAUAAGGAGGAUGGCAACUUUUAUAUGAAGCAUAAGAAAUUUCGCACGGCAAUAUAUAGUUUCUCAGAGGGAUUAAAAGCUAAAUGCGAGAAACCGGAAGUAAAAUCAGUGCUGUACAAUAAUCGCUCAGCUGCACAUUUCUUUCUGAAAAAUUACCGUUCUGCACUUAGCGAUGCACAAAAGGCACUGGAAUAUAAUGCGGAUUAUAACAAAUCACGCUGGCGCGCGGCACAAUGUGCCUUUAUUUUGGACAAAUUCGAGUUAUGCGCACAAUUAUGCGAAGAGAUACUGGAACGGGAUAGAGAUAAUAACGAAGCUCGUGAUUUAUUAAAAAAGAAUAAAACAAAAAAGCUGGAAAUCGAACGAAAUCAACGCAAAGAAGCUGCAGAGGAAAAGAAACGAAUUGUCAGCUUUCAACGGCUAACUGAAGCGUUAAAGUCACGCAGCAUUAAAUUCGAUGAUCAGAAAAAUAAUAAACCGAUAACGGAAGAAUUAUUGAGGCCAAAGUUUCUGCCAUUGGAAGAUCAUCCCGUGCAUUUGGACACUGACAAUGAGACGCUUGUAUGGCCAACAGCCUUUUCAUAUCCAGAAUUUUUAUUUAGCGAUUUCCAACAACAACUUUCAGAGGAUGUGGUUAUGGAAGAUUGCAUCAACGACAUGUUCAAAGAGCCACUGCCAUGUGACAAAUCCAAUAGCUAUCGACCUGGUAAUUUAAAUAUCUACUACGAGAAUCGUAAAGUGGGUUGCGUGCAUAAAGUGGAUUUGAAUAAAACUAUAAAAGAGAUACUAAACGAAAAAGGAUUCUUCGUCACUGGAGGCUCGCUGCUAUUUUACGUUGUACCGCAGAAUUCUCAGAUUGAACGCGAAUUCGUUCAUCAACAGCGAAGACCAUUGAUCUAUGUGUAAAAGUUAAUAUUUGAAUUGUGUGUUGAAAAUAUAGCGGCGGCCUUUAUGUAUAUAGCUUUUUUAAACAAUAAAGUAUGUACUCCUAGGUACAUAAGUAUAUUGUGCAUU